Ictalurus punctatus (channel catfish) is the source of this 3091-nucleotide messenger RNA. It is a transcript of the gene rnf183, whose product is annotated as ring finger protein 183. Lineage: Eukaryota; Metazoa; Chordata; Actinopteri; Siluriformes; Ictaluridae. The transcript has 2 exons. Gene Ontology annotation, biological process: protein ubiquitination. The record is from RefSeq and is a predicted model, not a curated record. Gene Ontology annotation, molecular function: ubiquitin protein ligase activity. Bases 845 to 1720 code for a protein of 291 amino acids.
AUUUUUAGUAAGUUGGUUGAUUUUGGAAUCAAUAUCGGGAAGCAAAUUGCUGUGUGUUUCACAUCAGUAGGAGUGUAUUCUGUAGCAGUAUGUAUAGCAACAGCUUGCACUCAGAUCUUAUCAUUUUGUGUGCCAUUUAACUUCCUGCAGAGAUUAGAAUGAGGGGACUUCUGUGUUGGCAUUACACAGCAAGUGUGACAUGGUUAGGCGUGAAACUGUAUUUUAUUGUGAGCUGUCCUUGACUUAAACUAAACAUGCACAGGGACAUGUCAGCAUGCUGUCUGUAGGUUAUUUUUUUUCUGAUUUCGGAAAAUGAUCAGUAUCUUUUAAAGACAUUUCCUGCCUUAUUGUGUUUUCUUUACUUUCUUGCUGGUUUAAGUGAAAGUGUGUGUUGCAAUUGAAACCUCAGGUAAAUACUUGAAUAACCUUCUACAAUUACAAAAUGGGAUCUGUGAAAUACAGGCCCGCAACCUGCAAAUAAUACCUACAAACAAUCUACGUAGUUCUUGUGUUAAGUAUUUUUGUCUGCAAAUUCUACCUGAACCAGUCAAACAGGUCUGACCUAGGGGGGGGGGGGGGUGAGUGAUGAUUAGCACAGGUGACUAGGAAGAAAAGGAAUAACAUCAAGCCAGAAGGAGAAUAAUACAGAGAACGACUGCAGUCUUCAUGGAUGGUAAAGUGAGGUGAAGGAUAAGAGCAUGAACUAAGACUUGCAACUAGCCUGGAUUAUAUGUUUUAUUGGAGCCAAGCAAGCUUGGACUAUAUCUAAGAUCCAAGCCUCUGGGGGGUGGCUGCUUCCCUGAGUAUUUUACUCUUCCGUUCUAAACCUCUGACGUUCUGUGCCAUGACUGACAACCAAGCAAGUGAAGGAGGAGACCAGGAGAAGUGCAGACCAAACAUCAAACCUCAAUACGACCAGAAGGACAGUAACCAGCAAAAGACACCGGAGAAGCCCGAAAAAUGUGAAACACAACAUCGACGGAGUCGUAGCAGUGAUUCAGAACGACGCGGCAGACAGAGGGAGCGAGCGGGGGAACAUGGGGGACAGAGGGAGCGUGGUCGAAGUGAAGAGUCCAGACGGAGCUCAAAGAGAAGCAACAGUGGCAGAGGCAUUAAUCACUAUCCCCAGGACAACCUAGAUGAAACGGAGUGUCCCAUCUGCUUCUGCCACUAUGACAAUGUCUUUAAGACUCCUAAGCUGCUCUCCUGUGGCCACACAUUUUGCCUGGAGUGUCUAGCUCGCAUCAAUGUCUUGUCUGUGGAGAUCAAGAAACUGUCAUGCCCUGUGUGCCGGGAGCUGACCGAAAUCCGUCACGGCCGAGACUUGCCACAUCUCGGCAACAAUGAGCACGUUUUCCGCAAGCUGCCACCUCAGAUGCAGAAGGCUCAGUCUGUGCGCUUUAACCGCAGCAAAGGCAAACUGGUCCUCAAGAACACUACUCUAACAGGCUGCUUCAGUAAGAAGAACACGGUUCUGCCAGUUGGGGCCGUAGAGGAAGGUCUCUCAUCGGCUACGAUUAUAAAUGUGGGCAGACCUCCGAACAGAGUGAGCAGUCGCAUGGGAAGGAUGUUCCAGUCCAAUAAUUGCUACUACACUGUGGUGGUCUCCAUUAUUGUGGUCGCAGUGGCCCUCGUAAUAGUUGGCAUUUUGACCUUUGUGGUGAUUCCCAGCCUGAUGAAUGGAAGGAAAAACGGUGAGUCUGGGAACAUGGAUGGGUAGUGGGAGGCAAACCCUGUAUGAUGAGCUGAGGAAGGCAAGCUGAGACUAAAAGAUCAAACCAAACUCUGGGAGUUGGUAUUGUUAGGUGGAGACGACAUGGCUGAAACAUAUCUGCUGGCCUUGCCAUCAUCCUUUUGUGUCAGUGGCCCAAUACAAAAAGGCUUGACACACUGCAUAUUGUAGACUUUUUGUGAAGGCUGUAACUUUAACAGCGUGAAGGAUAGACUGAAGAUCUACAGAGGUACUAAAGAGCUAUAGAAAUGUUCACCAGAUUGAAAUACUAUAAACACGUACUGUGACUAUUAUAGAUAUUAAAAAAGGAAAUAGCUAUGAAACCCAAAUGUUAUCCUCCACCCUGUCUUACUUUUCACCGUGGUGUACAUGACUGAGAGCAUUCAGGGACAGAUCAACAUUACUGUAUCUUUUACUCUUCCUGUUCUCCUGAGUAUUUUUAACAUCGUUACAAGGAAGUUUUAGCACUGAUGGGGGGAAAAAAAGAAAAGAAAUGCAAAUGCUGCCGGGUAUAGAACAAUAAACAGGAAGAAAAAACCCCACAUCAUUGUGUACAUUAAGAACAGUUGCCCUUCGGUCCUUCAGUACCAUGCGUAAUCACAACUACCACUGAAUGAAUGUGCAACUGUGUCACCAAGACAUAAUGGCAGCCAGUGAUGAUACUGGCUAUUAGCAAGAAGAUGGUCACAAUGUCUCCUAAAGCAGUUAUUUAGGACAUCCCACAGAUCCUGAAGAUCAAGUAACAGCAAUCUGAUCCUAGCAGUAUAUUAAACCCUUCUCAGCUCAGGGUCUGGAUACACUGCUCCUGAUUUACCACUGUACAGCAUGUUUACCACACUGUCCUCACUUGACAUUUAUGUAUGGCCUCUAUGUUCUCGCACUAAGUAUGGAAUGAUGUUUAAGCAUUAGUUCACCUGGAAAUGCAACGCCACCUGGAAGCACCUCAUCUCACAUGUCUCAUGAACUUCUCUCAUGUGGAAAGGGGGUGGGGGUGUUGCACAUUGUGUAAUAGUACACAACCUGUAAAUAGCAUUCAUAUGUAAAAUCAACAAUAAACGAUGUCCACACUGAUGUACAAAUGUUUUUAAUAACUGAGUUUAGGCAUAUAUAGGUUGAUUUAUGGUAAUUGCAAGUGGCCCAAAUAUAAUUAACCAUAUUUUAGGUGUCAACAGUGGGAUUGGGUAAAAAUUCACUUUUUAUUAUGAUAAAAAACAAAACCCGACUUAUAUACACGACAUAUACUGUAGUUCAGUCAGGGCGUUUCAAAACAAGUUAACAAAAAAGAUUUCUAAGUUUUGCUAACAUUCCCAUUAAGUUAUGAAAACCUUAUUCUGUAUAAAGAUUUAUAUCUUUAUUUUA